Messenger RNA from Condylostylus longicornis, 819 nucleotides. Its product is annotated as cuticle protein-like. The transcript has 3 exons. Gene Ontology annotation, cellular component: extracellular matrix. Lineage: Eukaryota; Metazoa; Arthropoda; Insecta; Diptera; Dolichopodidae. The record is from RefSeq and is a predicted model, not a curated record. The coding region runs from base 59 to 769 and encodes 236 amino acids.
CUUCAAUAGUUAAAGAACAAUAAAAAUUCAAAAGAAGUAAUUUUUAAUCAAAACAAAAAUGGCUUCCAAGUUCAUUAUUCUUGCUGCUAUCGUUGCUGUUGCCCAUGCUGGUGUAUUAAGAUCAACUUAUUUACCAUCACCACAUCUUGCAAUUGAUACUCAUCUUGCCCGUCUUGAACCAUUAGAAACACGCUAUGAACCAUCAGAAGGUUUCAAUCCCGCUUAUGAAUUCAAAUAUGGUGUACAUGAUCAAUUCUCUGGUGAUUCAAAAUCAGCUCAUGAAAUCCGUAAUGGUGAUUAUGUACAAGGUACAUACUCAUUAAAUGACCCAGAUGGUACAAGACGUACAGUUGACUAUACAUCAACACCAUUGACUGGUUUCCAAGCUACAGUACGUAAAGAACCCUUGUUAGAAAAAACUGUUUUACCAGCUGAACCAAUUAUAACUAAAACAGCAAUCAUUGAACCAACCCAUGAAAUCAAAAGAUUCGAAUCAUUAUACGAACCAACCAUUUUAACUGCACCAUCAACUAGAAUCGUUGAACCAAAUUUAUUAUUACGUAGCGCUGGAUUAGGAGCAUUAAAAUUAGCUGAUACAAAAUUACAUUUAGCAACACCCGAAUUAGCCCCAGCACCAGCACUCCGUUUCACAGAACCAGCCACUAUUGCAAUUAAAAGAAACGAUGCCGGUUUAAUUCCAGAAGUUCUUACUGGAUUUGCUGCAGGUACACGGUCAUUCAGAACAACUGGUCCAAUAACUACUUGGUAAAAAAUAUAAAAAAGCAAUAAGAUUAUUUUAUUGUUAGGAGCUAUUUUAAA